UGACAAGAACAAUUUGUUUCAAUCAAUCAAGAAGGCGUUUCGAAUGAAAUCAUAGAUAUUUUCAAUUUAAAUAACGUGAAAAAACUAAGAAACUUGACAAAAUCUCUGCAUAACAUGUCACCAAUGUGCGAGUCCAUAGAGGCAUUGUCAACUGAAGGCCACUGGGAUAAUGUGUUUCAUUGCUUAAAGGUUGAUGUAAAUUCCUUCAUUGAAUUGGAACGUUUCAGCGUAUCGGAGAACCACAAUACCCAAUGGAUAAGCUAUUCGAAGGCAUUGGAGACAUUCUUACAAUUUAUGCUGGAUGUUCUUCUUGUUUGCAAUUAUAUUCUAUGCGGAUUGCUGUUGAUGUAUUUGCCAUUGAAGAUUGCUAAGGUCGUUUCUGAUUAUAAUGGAAUAAUCUACGAAAAGGCAAAACACUACAUCGGACAGAAGGCAUGGAAAAUAUAUAAAAAGUCUUUGAAAUCAUAUUUAUGUGGUGUUUUUAAGAGGAAAUCAAAUACAAAAUAAUCUUUAUAUUAGGAAUUGAAGAAAUUCAAAUCCACAAUA
Stomoxys calcitrans (stable fly) is the source of this 546-nucleotide messenger RNA. RefSeq lists its product as uncharacterized. Bases 115 to 507 code for a protein of 130 amino acids. The record is from RefSeq and is a predicted model, not a curated record. The transcript is spliced from 2 exons. Lineage: Eukaryota; Metazoa; Arthropoda; Insecta; Diptera; Muscidae.